Messenger RNA from Vanessa tameamea, 3736 nucleotides. RefSeq lists its product as uncharacterized. The transcript has 4 exons. The record is from RefSeq and is a predicted model, not a curated record. The coding region runs from base 326 to 3688 and encodes 1120 amino acids. NCBI's taxonomy places the organism in Eukaryota, Metazoa, Arthropoda, Insecta, Lepidoptera, Nymphalidae.
GCGGAUCGAAGAAAUCGUAAACAAGCAUUGCUGCGCUUACAACUUUGAAGUGGUUCGAAAAAUUUUCCGAUCGUUUUGCCGGGAACGUCAAAUUUUUUUUAUCAAAACAAAUAGUUAAUAAAUACUAAAAUAAGAAAGGUUAUUUUAAUUAAAGUUUAAAGUGAAUUUUAGUUACUAAAACAAUGAUUUCAAAAAUAUGAUAGAAUUUGGUUUAUUGUAUAUAGAUACGUGUUUUCGAUUAAUUUUAUAAUGGACCAGGUUUACAUCAGAAGACGACGACAAAUUGGUUAAAAAAUUAUAUAUUAACAGAAUAACUUCGGUAACUAUGGAAAAAAUAGUAGUUAAAACGGAGGUACAACCAAAUGGAGAUAUACUGCUCUUUUACGUCGAUGAAAAUGAAGAAACUGAUCUCCGAGGUUUGGAAAAUGAAGUUCAAAAUAAUGUACAAUUAUUGCCAGAUACUAAGUACAUCAUUGAAGAAGACCUAGGUGAAGGGGAGUCAGCUGAGGAACUGGAUAUAGCUCAGGCAACAGAACAUGUUUCCAAUGAUAUUUGGUUAGAAGAUGAAAUAAAACGACUCAUAGUUUUCUAUCUUGAUAAUAAAGAAACAUUUCUUAGUGGAGCUACAAAGAAAACACAUUUAUGGGCUGUUGCGUGUAAAACAAUGCUGGCUGGUAAGACUCCGAUAUUAUGUGAAGUAAAAUUAAGAGAAUUAAAAAAAAAUUAUGUUCAAGUGUGCCUCGAAAAUCAGAACGGAGGUACCAUAAUUUGGAAUUAUUACAAUUUGUGUAAUCAGGCAUUUCACGAUGACAACUUUGUUAAAAUGUGCCUUAGUGAAAAUAGUAGCGAUAAUCAAAUUACUGUGAAUAUGCCAGUUAAAAAUGUUGUCAACCAAGAUGGUAUAUUAGUUGUUAAAAAAGUCAACAGUUGUCAAAACAAAGAUGAGCAAGUUGAAGCAAUGCUCAAUUCAUACAUCAAACACAAGACUUUCUUUCAGAAACAGUAUAAUACACAGAGGGGCUUAUGGGAGGCUAUUGCUAUGGAUUUUGGAGAAGAGGAUGUUGAUUAUUGGCACAAACGUUUCUUAAACUUCAAGCAACACUAUAUAAGGAUGAUCUACAAACGUAAGGAAAGUGGAGCUGAAAGUAUUAAUUGGCCAUAUAUGAAAUACUUUGAUCAAAUAUUUGGUGAUGACGAAGAUUUCUCACGUAAAUAUUUAUACAGUGAAGAAAAUGACACUAAAGUCUCUAUAAUGAUUGAAAAUGAUCCAAAUUCCUGGAAUGAUAUUGAAAUAACAUUUUUGGUUAAGUAUUAUUUCGAUUGUUUCAAUGAAUUCCACGAUCCGAGCAUACCAAAUAAUUUUUUAUGGCAAGAAGUUGGUAGAUUAAUAGAUAAGACACCGGAAAAUUGUGAGAAAAAAUUUGAAGAUCUUAAGAAUGAACAUUUCGGUAAACUCAUAGAAGGUGACUAUGAUUUAGCAAAUCGGAUACCGUUAGCAAUUUUGUUUGAUAACAUAAUAGCUAAAGAAGUAGAAAUGGAAGUUAAUAACCCCGAAAAAGAUGGUCCUGAUCUAUGGAAGACCGAACAAAUUGAUGAAUUAGUGCAGUAUUUGUAUGAAAAUAUAGAUAUGUUAAAAGAUCCUGUGUGUUAUUAUGUUAGUUGGGCAUCCCUUGCGAGGAAAUUGAAAAGAAGCGUAACGUCUUGUCGGAAACAAUGGAACGAUCUGACUACACUUUAUAAGAACAUUUUAGAUGAUAAAAAAGAAAAUCCUGAUAUGCAAAUAGACUGGAGGUAUAUUGACUUAUUUGAUAGAAUAUUUGAUUAUGGUAUGGAUAGCAAUCUACUGGACGGUUAUGAGAAAUUGAAAGAACUCGGGCAAGUAAAUAAAUCUAAUAAAGUGGGAGUUAAAAAGGUCACCAUCAAAGAUAAUGAUGAUAAAUUCCUUGAAAAUGGAACAGAUGACGAGGAACUUUACGACGAAAGAGGUUUUACAAAGCGUUCCAAAAAACGCAACGGAGACGCAAAAGCUUUCAAAAUACUAGAAUUCUAUUUAAAAAAUAAAGAUAAAUUUGCAUCAUCACAGCAGAAGAAAUUGGCACUAUGGGAAAUCUUGGCACGACAAAUAGGCAUUACAGCAACGGAAUGCGCUCACAGAUUCCGCAAUUUCAAACAAGUAUACACGGGAUACGUUCAAAGGGAAAUAAAUAAGCCCGAAAUGCCCAUACUUUGGCCAUACUACAACCUUUGCAAGAAAGUAUUCGGCUAUAGAGCCAUAAAAUCGAAAUUGAAAAACGGGAAGAUGGAUUCCGACGACGCAGAAGACUGGUCCGCAAAGGAAAUCAAGCAGUUGAUCAAUUAUUUCUCUAGAAACUUCAGCAAUUUCCAAGAAAAUAUCGAAGCAAGAAGCAAAUGGACAGAAAUAGCCCAAGAAAUCAGUAGGACCGAAACAAGUUGUUGUGAUAAGUUUCUUGAGUUAAGGAAGUCUUAUAGAAAAUUGAAGACGAUGAAAGCCCGUAAUCCAGAUGUCAAAGUCUCCUGGAAAUAUUUUAAUAUGCUCGAUGACAUUUAUAAAUAUGGUGAACAAAACUGUGAAGUUCUGGAAAAUAUGGAAGUUGAUGAGUGCAAUGAUGAUGAUAAUGAAAUAAAGCUGGAAAUGCAGGAAGAUGAUGAUUAUCAAUGUAUCAUUGUUAUACCCGAAGGCGAAGAUAUUAAUAAUACUCAAAUUAUUAUUCAAGAACAAGAACAAGAUAAAGAUCAAGAGGCCACAGAAAUAACAAAUUCAAAGCAGAUCAUAACGAAAUGGAAUAAGCGAAGUAAAAAAAGACUUCUAACCCUUUAUCUAAAUUACCUAAGGGUGCACAAAGGACAGGAGAUUAAUCAAAGAGAAAUGUGGACGGAAAUUGCGUCGAAAUUAGACGAAAAAACGCCCAUUUCAUGCAAGAAAAUGUUCUUAAAACUAAAAAAUCAACACAAGCAACUUAACGAAGCUGACUUCAAACUUCCGUAUAGUGUCCUCUUAGAGAAAAUCCUCACUUUCAAACCUAAAUUUGCCAAAUCAAACAAAAACAAGGAUUUAGAAGAAAUCAAUACUUACGAAGAUAUACCAAUGUCCGAUGAGAAAGUUUACAAUGCUUUAAAUUAUUACUUGCAGAAUCUUGAAGACUUUGUCAGCCCAAAAUUUGAGCAGAAAUAUCUUUGGACGGAACUAGCGAAAUUCAUUUCUGAGCCAGUCAACAAAAUAUUCAGUAAAAUUAACUACUUGAAGCAAACAUUUGACAGUGAAAUAGAUACUCCUUUUAAGGAGAUCUUGCAUGAAAUAUUGACAAAGGAAAAUGCACUCAGAGAGGAAAUAAAUAAGGAUCCUGAUCCAAUAACAGAGGAGGAUAGUGAGCAAACAUGGUCUGAUAUUGAAACUGAGCGACUUCUAACAUGGUACUUAGCCCAUUUGGAUAAGUUUAAGAAUCCGAAGUUCGUUCGAAGUUAUCUAUGGAUGGAGGCGUCCGAUAUAUUGAAGAAGAGUCCACUGGUUUGUUCGAAGAAAAUGUCCGAAAUACGAUCCCAGUAUAGAACAAUGGUUAGAGAAAAUCCAGAGGAAUUAGACAAUUGGAAGUUUUACAAUCUGUGUCAGAGAAUUUAUGGAACUGGGAAGAAGAGCUCGACUAGUAACAAGGGUCUUGAAGAUAUAUAAAAUAGUCUAUUUUGAAUUGAAAUUCAAUCAAUAUUUUGAUAAUAAUGU